AUGCUGUCAACACUUCUCUCGUUCGCGGUUGCUGCCGCUGCUUCAUCCAUAACCUUUACCAAUACCCAGCGUUUCCUUUUCGACGUCGACGGCAACCAGAUUGAUGCAUAUGGUAGUAAGAUCAACUUCUUCAAUGGACGUUACUAUCUCUGCGGCAAUAGCUUCUCCACGACAGGCUCUGGCUUUGGCAUCAAAUCAUACUCGUCAAUCGAUCUUGACAGCUGGCACUACGAUGGCUUCCUUUUCGAUCCAUACGGAGCCAACCCGUGCGCGCAAGCAGGCGGGUGUGGCAGACCACACAUUGUAUACAAUCGCAAGGCAAGUACCUACGUUCUCUGGGCCAACGCCGGCUCUUCGGGUUAUCCUGUCGCAACGUCCUCCUCACCAUCUGGACCCUUCACGUUCCUAACCAGCACUGCUUCAAUCGAUCCACAAUUCGAUGGCCUGCAGCCCGCAGACUUCGCAGUCGAAACAUUUGGCGACAAUGGCUAUAUCGUCUUCUCAGCUCUGAACUUCCGUGAUCCUCGCGCGGGCAGCACCUGGCCUCCGAUCUACCAGACGCUCCAUAUCAGCAGGCUGAUCGAUGGCUAUACAAACACUACUCGGGUCAGUUACCCUGUGACAUCGAACGCCACCGAUUUGAUCGACCAAGAAACCGAAUCGCCAGACAUCUUCAUGCGCAACGGCUUGUACUAUGUGGUGGCCAGCAAUACCUGCGGGUACUGCAACGGCUCCAUUGGACUCCUGUAUCGCGCCAGUAGCACUCAAGGCCCCUGGACGCGGCAGAUCAUCUCUGGGUACUCCUGUGAAGGCCAGGUUGAAGGCGUCCUGCCCCUCACAAACCCAUAUACAAAACAAGUAACUUAUGUGUGGCACUCGACUUCUGUACCGGGCGGUCCUCGUGUUGGCUUUGGCGGCCAUAUCUUCCAGCCUCUGCAAUUCAAUCGCGACGGCUCUGUUCAAGAUCUGGACUGCUCGACUAAUGCUGCCUUCCAUGUCGAAUUCACGCGCGGCUCUGGACCUGUCGCCAGUGGUGCUGCCACGACAGCAGAGCAAAGCACACCUUUAGAUGCAGCAUACGAAGCAGUGUGCGAUAGCGAUCAAUUCGACAUUUUCCAGACAUGGCAAGCAAACAAGAGCGGAACCAUCCACAGCAUCUCCUUGAACGUCGCCAAGAGCGUACAGACCGUCCCUCUACUGUUGACAGUCUUCAAGUUCAACAGCUACGCCGACCUCAUAAGCCCAGAAUACAAGUACACCACCCUCGGCACCGCCGCCUACAACGCUACAUCCUUAUCCUUUGUCUUCAACACGACCUCGAUACCCAUCACUUCGAACGCUACUGUCUCUGCUGGUGACCUUCUCGGUCUUUCAAUCGCUGGCUCGGAUUUCGCGCCAUAUUGUCAUCUCGAGUACGAGACCACCAACAGCACUGGAAGCAGUGCGUCAGCGUUCCGCCUGUUCCAGCGUGGUGCAGGACAGAAUAGCUGGCGUGGGUUGCAGGGGAAGACGAGUCCGGUCUAUGAGCGAGUCGGAAGGAGCGUGAAAUUGUUUGUGACGUAUGCUUGA
Recurvomyces mirabilis is the source of this 1569-nucleotide messenger RNA. RefSeq lists its product as uncharacterized. The transcript has 5 exons. NCBI's taxonomy places the organism in Eukaryota, Fungi, Ascomycota, Dothideomycetes, Mycosphaerellales, Teratosphaeriaceae. Bases 1 to 1569 code for a protein of 522 amino acids. The record is from RefSeq and is a predicted model, not a curated record.